Photinus pyralis (common eastern firefly) is the source of this 411-nucleotide messenger RNA. Its product is annotated as transcription factor Adf-1-like. The transcript has 2 exons. The coding region runs from base 1 to 411 and encodes 136 amino acids. Gene Ontology annotation, biological process: regulation of transcription by RNA polymerase II. The record is from RefSeq and is a predicted model, not a curated record. NCBI's taxonomy places the organism in Eukaryota, Metazoa, Arthropoda, Insecta, Coleoptera, Lampyridae. Gene Ontology annotation, cellular component: nucleus; transcription regulator complex.
AUGGACGAGGAACAAUUAAUUUUAUUAGUGCAAGAGUAUACUUUCCUGUAUGAUCUGCAAGAUGGAAGGUACAGCAAUCAAACGGUGCGAGAAAACGCGUGGGAGGAAAUAGCUGAGAAAAUGAAAUGCUCAGCAAAAGACUGUAAAAAAAAGUGGAAGAAUCUUCGUGAUCCAUAUAGACGAAGUGUAGAAAACCGGAAGACUAAAUCUGGUCAGGCAGCAGUCAAUCACAGAAAAUGGAAGUUCGAGAAAGAAAUGGAGUUCCUUUCGAAAUAUUCAAAUAACAAAGCAGGCAACAUUAAGACAAAUGUACCACUUCAACAAGACGAAGACGCAUCAGUAUCAGAUGAAGAUGAAUCUGCUAGCAACCCCAACGAAUCAGAAGAUCUAUUAGAAACUCAAAGCGAAUGA